Messenger RNA from Alternaria arbusti, 1179 nucleotides. RefSeq lists its product as uncharacterized. The transcript is spliced from 3 exons. Gene Ontology annotation, molecular function: DNA-binding transcription factor activity, RNA polymerase II-specific; RNA polymerase II cis-regulatory region sequence-specific DNA binding; zinc ion binding. The coding region runs from base 1 to 1179 and encodes 392 amino acids. Gene Ontology annotation, biological process: DNA-templated transcription; regulation of transcription by RNA polymerase II. Gene Ontology annotation, cellular component: chromatin. Lineage: Eukaryota; Fungi; Ascomycota; Dothideomycetes; Pleosporales; Pleosporaceae. The record is from RefSeq and is a predicted model, not a curated record.
AUGUCGCAUCUCUUCCACGGCUUACUCAUCAACCUCAUUCGGCGGAGCGAUUGCCAAAGUAUCCGGCCACCAACACCGGAAGAAGCCACGGAUAAUCUCGAAGAUGACUGGCGGAUAUGGUGCGAAGCAGAGCAAAAGAAGAGGCUGGCGUUCCUAUGCUUCAUGUGGGAUACGCAACACGCAGUGCUUUUUUGCCAGUCGCUCUGCAUGUCCGCUUUCGAACUCCGGUCCAACAUGCCUUGCGAUCAGUCCAUCUGGGAGGCCGACUCAGCCGAGACAUGGCAUCAGUUGCGACAGAAGCAGCCAACGACCCCAUUGUUCCUAUCGUGUCUGAAAAUGUAUCUUCACCCCGAUGCUGCGACUAUCCCCAAGAACCUGAAUGCGUUGUCCCGGUCGUUGCUUCUACAUGGCCUGAUGUCUGUAGCAUGGGAUAUGCAACGGCGCGACCAGACAUCGCUGGGCGUCAUUGAGUCAAACCCACUCGGCAAUUGGCAAGCUCGUCUCGCGGCCUCAUAUUCCGCGUGGCACGCAGACUACACUGCUUUCUGCGCCGCAUAUAUUUCGUCGCUUCCACCAUCCACACCCUUCCUCGCCAAAGAGUUCCACGUCUGCCGCACCGCCACACUAGCGCUUUAUCACGCCGCGCACAUCCUGCUCCACACACCCUUCCUGGACCUCCAAAUCUACGCUGGCUCACGGCAUAUCCUUGGCCGCCCAGUCGCGCGACAUGACUACGCACGCUCUCAGCGUGUAGUCAAAAAAUGGGUAGCGGAGAACACAGAAGAAGCCGGGAAAGCAGUCUGGCACGCCGCCGCUCUUGUCAGCGAAGGCGUGGAAGUUCUUGACGGCGACCUGAGCUGUUCAGACAUCAGUGGAGGGAGACUUUGGCACCACCCUUGGGCCGUGUACCUUGAUGACGAGGACGAGAUCAUCUGGGAUCCCGCUGCGGAAAUGAAGACAUUGCUUGGCGCUAUUCUCGUAGCUCAACCUGAGAAGCUGCUUGAAGCGGGCAGUGAAGGCGUUUUCGCUGGCGGCAUGGGAAAGAGGGGAACGAACGGGCUUGCAGCUGUCGUGAGCAAGUGUUUGAGUAAGGUGCGGUGGGCUGUUGUGCAUGAUGGUAUGAUGGUUCUUAGAGGGCUUGUACAGUGGCGUUUAGUUGGCGGUAGUGGUGGCCUAUGA